AUGAGAUCCCCUACUCUCUUGAGUCUGCUAUCUUUUAUUCCUACCUUUGUCGUCGGAACGACCAUUCCAUCAGACAAUGUCGCGUUUCGAACAAGAAAUGCGCCCGGAACGACCGACGCAGACACCUUCAAUGCAUUGCGAAGGGCUCUGAAUAAAGAAAGACUACAAUCCCGCGACACGGGCAGUUCUUACACAAUGAAUACAACAUCUUUUGGAAAGACGUGGUCCGAUGCUACUCUAUAUAGCGGUGGCGUUAGCACUGAUCUCAACGUGGCAACUGAGGUCAUUUGUUCUACCUGUUAUGUUACCGGCACCGUUCGCGGCGAGCUGACCUUUGCCGAUGGUUUCAACUUCACCGAAGCAGUUGAUGGAAUAGAGGGAGAGGUUAAGACAACAGCUCGUGAAGCCGUUGAUGUCUUGGAAAAAUACGUGGAUAACAUUGAGGAUGAGAUCAAAAGCGCUAUCACAUCUGGAGACGAUGAUAUAGUCUGGCCGACUCCGGAUAUUAACUUUAAUAUUGACAACAUCACCAGCUUCAAAGAUGCACACAUUCACUUGGAGUUUGACAAUCUGGAAUUAUAUCUGAAUAUUGACACCAAACUACCUGGAUAUUCUCACACAAUCAAUCUUUACACAUCUGAGACACCUGCAGGGUUCUCUCUUUUGAACGACGACGUUCAAGUCGGUGUGAUCUUUAGCAUUGAUCUCAUUUUGCUUGCAGACGCCGAGAUUGAUGUUGAAAGUGGUAUCCAUAUAAAACUCGAGGAUGGGGUUACUUUUGAUCUUGAUAUGUUUGAGACCGAUCUUUCAAGUAUCACAAUCCCCGGUGGCCAAUACGAAUUUCUUCCCAUAACAAUCGAGACAAAGGGAGGUUACUUGAGAGCCGUUUUGAGAUUAAAAGCCAGUGUAGGCUUUGAAGUCAAUAUUGACGUGCCUAAAGUUGUCAGCGAGGUAUUUGACGGCUUUAGCGUUGGCGUUGAAGCUGACAUCUUUGCCUACGUUGCGGAUGUUAAAAUGGCACUCAAUGACACUAAGACCGACGCAACAAGUAACUGCGAUUUGAAAGCUAGCCUUGAAUACACAUUUGCCGUUGGCGCAGGAGCCGGUGCGACUGUUGCUGCCGAUUCCCACUCAUGGGGUCCUGAUGUUUUCACGACAGUUCCAGUAUGGCACACUACAUCUAGUACCUGUGCAGAAAGUAAAACGACAUCUACUGCAGCCACCAGUGCUCAGAUUACUGCAAGGGAUUCAAAUGACGAUGACAGUACAGUCACUACAUCCAUGGAAAAGACCUAUACGAUCAUUCAAUGCAGCUCCACAGACGUGGUCAACUGCCCUGCCAGUCUACAAACCACCAGUACAACUGUAGCUACGGUGACAUCCGUGCUCACGGUUCAGUCAGGUUCAACAAUCACUCCAACAAACACAUACUCGUCGGUCACCAGCACCAUUACGUUUGGUAGCAAUGCCGCUCGGCUGGGUGCCAGUUCGGGCACACCAACGCCCUAUUCAGCUUCAUCGAGUGGUGGCUCGGACCACAAAAAGCUUAUCAUUGGACUAUGUGUCGGAUUGGGAGUUCCAAUACUUGCUGCGUUGAUUAUAGUUGCCACUUGCUUCUACCGACGCAAGAAGUAUAGUGCUGUUCCAUUGGGGCCAGCGACUGCUCAACAGGAACCUUCUGCGCCUUAUGACCCUUAUGAAAUGCAGAUGAAAGGCGGCGUUUCUCGAAAGCCGGUAGCAAUGUCGGGCUCUGUCAGUGAAUAA
This is a messenger RNA of Penicillium angulare, 1764 nucleotides long. RefSeq lists its product as uncharacterized. The record is from RefSeq and is a predicted model, not a curated record. Lineage: Eukaryota; Fungi; Ascomycota; Eurotiomycetes; Eurotiales; Aspergillaceae. Bases 1 to 1764 code for a protein of 587 amino acids. The transcript has 4 exons.